Molecule: messenger RNA, 3233 nt
Organism: Coregonus clupeaformis (lake whitefish)
Lineage: Eukaryota; Metazoa; Chordata; Actinopteri; Salmoniformes; Salmonidae
Product: estrogen-related receptor gamma-like
Exons: 9
Coding region: 48-1433 (461 amino acids)
Biological process (GO): regulation of DNA-templated transcription
Cellular component (GO): nucleus
Molecular function (GO): zinc ion binding; sequence-specific DNA binding; steroid binding
Source: RefSeq, a predicted model, not a curated record
AGUGUCAACACUGCUGCUAGAGGAAAAAGUAUGGUGUCAAAGAGCACAUGGAUUUAGUGGAGAUGUACCUCCCUGAGUGUUUCACCUAUCACUCUGACACUGAGCUCCUGGGCAGGAUGUCUGUGAGGGGCUUGGACCACCCCUGUCCCCCCAUAAAGCGCGAGCCCUCCAGCCCCAGCCCCAGCUUCCAGGGGGACAGCCCAUCCCAACCCAGCCCUGAGGGCUCCUCCUCAGACACCAACUCCAGCUUUGGUCUCCUGGGCAAGAGUCACAACCACACCAACGGCUUGGACUCACCAGGGCUCUAUGGACACACAGCGGGCAUGGGGAACAAUGGCACAGCCAACAGGCGGUUUGGUGGUGAGGAUGGCCAGGUGAAGUGUGAGUUCUUGCUGGAUUCUGUGGCUAAGAGGCUGUGUCUGGUGUGUGGAGAUGUGGGGUCAGGGUACCACUACGGAGUGGCCUCCUGUGAGGCCUGCAAGGCUUUCUUCAAGAGGACCAUCCAGGGUAACAUCGAGUACAGCUGCCCGGCCACCAGUGAGUGUGAGAUCACCAAGCGGAGGAGGAAGUCGUGUCAGUCCUGUCGCUUCAUGAAGUGUCUCAACGUGGGCAUGAUGAGAGAAGGUGUGCGUCUGGACCGGGUCCGUGGGGGCAGACAGAAGUACAAGAGAAGGAUAGACUCUGAGAACAGCCCCUACCUCAACCCUCAACACGGCCUGCCACAGAAGAGAACAUUUCCUCUAGGUGGUCUGGUAGAGAAUAAGGUGGUCUCUCUCCUGCUGGUGGCUGAACCAGAGAGUAUCUUUGCCAUGCCGGACCCCACCGUCCCCGACAGUGACAUCAAAGCCCUGACCACACUGUGUGACCUUGCCGACCGCGAACUGGUUGUCAACAUCGGCUGGGCCAAACACAUCCCAGGUUUCCCCUCGCUCUCGCUGGCAGACCAGAUGAGUCUACUGCAGAGCGGAUGGAUGGAGAUUCUGAUCCUGCGUGUGGUGUUUCGCUCGCUGGCCUUGGAGGAUAAACUGGUGUAUGCUAAGGACUACAUCAUGGAUGAGGAGCAGUCCAAACUGGCAGGUGUACUGGACCUAAACAACACCAUACUGCAGCUGGUGAAGAAAUACAAAGCCAUGAGGAUUGAAAAGGAGGAGUUUGUUGUCCUCAAGGCCAUCUCACUGGCUAACUCAGACUCCAUGCAGAUAGAGGACGUAGAUGCAGUCCAGAGGCUCCAGGAUGUGCUCCAUGGGGCCCUGCAGGAUUACGAGAGUGCUCAGCACACGGAGGACCCUCGGCGGGCAGGCAAGCUCAUUAUGACCCUGCCCCUGCUCCGGCAGACGGCCGCCAGGGCUGUGCAGCACUUCUGCAGCAUCAAGCAGGACGGCCGUGUGCCCAUGCACAAACUGUUCCUGGAACUGCUGGAGGCCAGGGCCUGACCAGCCACGUGGGACUAGGAUCACAUAGAGGAAGGAUAGGGUAGUGAUAGGUCAAGAUUAAUGCAGGAAGUGGUACUGUGCUGGAAGAACAGAGUGAACAGCAAUGAGUGGACCUGAACGGAGCCAAAAUGGCUCCUCUGUGAAGUUCCAGUUGCUCUUCUAUUAAGUCAUUGUUGUCCGAUCCUUCUUUAUGUCAUUCUGGGACUGUUGUGAGUUUGACAAGGCUAAUAAACCCUGCUCGCCAUUACAAACUCAGGAGGAGAGGAGAGGAGGAAGGACUGACAUCACCUUAGUGACAGGGAUAGCUGCCUUAUGAGGGAUUUUGAUGGCAGUUAUUGAUAUAAACCUAAACAGUUCUAGUGAAAUGAAGAAAGACACCCAAAACUUGAAGAUCCUCUAGGAUUAUUAUUUGUGUGAAACCAGCUCUAAGCCUGUUCAUCUUGCAUUGUAGUGCUUUAAUAACUUUUCUUUUUUAUAUAAAACUAACUGUGGACAGGCUUGCCAAAGAACGGUGUGACACACAGUCAAAGGAUGCAGCAAGCGGUCACAAUAAUGUAUGGUGUCCUGUAAGGCACUCACCUAGCAUAAGUUAAGGAACUUGAUUUCAUUUAAAUACAUUAAGUACAUUUAACUCAAUGAUUAUGAAGGUGAGGGGAGAAAUUGAAAAAAGGCCUAGAUUCAAUCAGAUCAAGCAUUAACCGUGAUAGCAGACACCCGCAUAGCGGAGGUUUUGGCGGUGUCAGAGGUGGAACUGCAUUGGAGCCGUCAAAUCGGUGAGCAGCUGCUCUUCCGAUCAUUGUCACGAAGUCAAACCCACUAGCGUUAGAAGUUCAGAACGAAAACGUGUAGUAAGCUAUAUAGAAAGAAAUAAGAUCAAAUUGAAAAAUCAUUCAACUAAAUAAUGAGGAUUUAUAUCAUCCUAAUCGAGGUGUUGAACUUGUAAACAAGGCUGCAUGGGUUUUCUGAUAAUGUGACUCUGUGCAGCCAAUGGCAAUGUCGGAUUUAGGUAUAAUGCCGGGAGCCACUUGUGGAUUUCCACCUCCAACACCAUCAAAACAGCCGCUAUGCAGAUGUCAGCUAAAGCAGAUCUGAUUGAAUAGAGCCCUAAAAUGUAUUUAUUGUUGGCUUGAUUAUUUUUGUUUUUUAUUUACCAGUGUGGCAUUAACGAAGAAUAAUAAAGGAAUAAAUACAGAUCAUUUUCUAAAGAUGAAGUAAUUUUGUUUUAAUAAGUAAAUUAAACAUUUUGUACUAGCUUCACUACUUCACUCAUACCUGGCACUGAUACCUGUACUAUACCAUAGCAUCUACGGCAAUAUAAUAACGUGAUGUACAGUACUUGAUGACAUUGAACACAAUGCAUUUUUUGAUUAUAAAUUGUGCAAAUCACCUCUUCUCUUUCUUAUGAGGAAGAUCUGGUGGUGGUAUUUCAAACGUGUCUCUGUGUGUUUCUGUUUCAGAAAGUAGAAAUCUUGGAAAAUCAGAAAUGUUCAAAUGAAUGGAAACCAAAUCGGUAGGAAUGUGAAAACAGCUUUUAACUCACUGUACAUUACUGACAACUGUCAUGGAAUUAUCUCAGAAGUACUUUAUUUGCUCUAUCUGUGCGAAAUAAUCUGUAUAUUUUUGUGACAAAGUAUAUCAUAAAGUGUGAUCCAGCAAUACUGUGUGGAGGGGAUGUAAAUGUAUGUAUUCUGUAUAUAAAGUCCAGCGCAAACUGAGUUGUAACCCAUGUUCAGAUGAGAUGUACACUACUACUACCAUUCUCAGGAGGAUUCUAGGGCAAUAAAGAUGCUUCCAGUUCCA